UGAGGCUGCAGCGAGGCUGAAGUGCUCUUGGCGCUUCGAUCCAGUUCCAUCCAGUCAGUCGGCAACGGCAACUGCUUGACCGCCGGACACGCCAUACCCGCUCCACCCUUUGCAGAGCUGUUGGCUAUGGAGAUUUGAUGAUUCCUGACGAGGUACGAUUCGGUCUCGUGGUGCUAUGGUUGCCGUUGACAUGCAAGUCGGCUCCGAUAGCGAUCCCGGUCAUGACUUCCUCGUCGUCGAUGCUAAUCUCUCCAGCCGUUCGCGGCAUAUCUUCUGCACACAACGCCAUAAGCGGCGCUCUGGGAGGCGUAGGAGGAGGAGGAGGAGGAGGAGGAGGAGGAGGAGGAGGAGGAGGAGGAGGAGGAGUAGGGGGUCUAGGUGGGGGAGGGGGAGGAAGUGGUUGCGCUGGGUCGGCGACAUUGGAGCAUGCGGAAUCGUCGUUUUGCUACUCAGAAGUGCAAGAUAGAAGAGAGAUUAUGGAAACGGAUAGGGAUCUGGAUAAGGUUGUACGGACUCUCCCGGCAGCAGAGCAGGAGGCGGUUUUCCGGCUGUGGCUGCAGGAGUUCGCUUGCUCGCCGUACGAUCGGCCGAAUCUGACGAAAGCGUACGAGCUAUGGCGAUCCAAGGCGCUAGCUGUCGCGGCCUCCUCUGUCGUUGUCAGCGAGGAAUCCUCCUCCUCCUCCUCCUCCUCCUCCUCCUCCUCCUCAUCGUCGUCGUCGUCUCCCCCAUCCCUGUCGCCAGCCAUCCCGACCGAGUUGUCCGCCAAUUCCGACAAGUACGGUUUCGUCCGCUCGCUGGCAGAGCGGAUCGUCGCGGAAAAUUCGCGCGAGGCGCAUCGGCAGUCUACGAAUCCUACUUCCGCUGCUCGACUCGCAGAGGACGUCAACGAAAAAGCUCUUGCAUGGGCUUUCGAACGUACGUCUGCGCUUCUGGCGGAUGCGCUGCAGAGUCGCUGCAGCGUGGGCGGCAGCAGUAGAUGGGACGUUGGAGGAGGAGGAGGAGGAGGAGGAGGAGGAGGAGGAAUGGGAGGAGAAAGAGGUGGUGGAUGGCAGGAGAUAGGAGGGGCUGUUUGUGGAAUCGUGCACAAUGUUCUGCUUCGUGGCGAGACAUGGACGUCGACGAUGGUGACGGGCAAGAAGAACGUGGGGUCGGUGUGUUCUUCAUCUCCUCCUUCCCCGGCGGCCAUAGCCGAGAGAGCAGAGAAGCUCGCAGGCGAGCUAGCCUGGCUGGUCGAUGUCAUGUGCAAGUACUGUUCCUCUCCCGACGCGCUCGAGGAGGUGGCUACGUACUGGAGCAGAGAGUUUCGUCUGGCCGAUGUGGCCAAUGCCACCUGCAUGGCGACGAGAGGAGGAGGAGGAGGAGGAGGAGGAGGAGGAGGAAGAGAAGGAGCUCGAGGGGGGGAUUGCGCUCGAGUCUCUAGCCUCUUGCGCGUUCAAGGGGCUCUGGUUUACGUAACGACGAUGCUGUGGAGAGCUGUUGGCUAUGGAGGUUUGAUGAUUCCUGACGAGCUACGAUUCGGUCUCGGGGUGCUAUGGUUGCCGUUGACAUGCAAGUCGGCUCCGAUCGCGAUCCCGGUCAUGACUUCCUCGUCGUCGAUGCUAAUCUCUCCAGCCGUUCGCGGCGUAUCUUCUGCACACAACGCCAUAAGCGGCGCUCUUGGAGGCAUAGGAGGAGGAGGAGGAGGAAGAGGAAGAGGAGGAGGAGGAGGAGUAGGGGGAGGAAGUGGGAGGAAGGGGGAGGAAGUGGUUGUGCUGGGUCGGCGGCAUUGGAGCAGUCCAGUUGCAGCCGCAGUCGCUCGUGGAAGUGCCCGUCAGGGGAGGGAGUGUCGUGCUGACGAAGCGUCCUACCUGGCGUGCACGGGGGCGGGAAGGGGUGGGCGGGACGGGGGGCGAAGUCGAGGUCGGGCAAGAAGGGGGAAAGAAUCGGGAUCGGGGAAGGAGGGGAGAGAGACCGAAAUCGGGAGUUGGAAUCGGUAUCGGGGGAAAGGAGGUGGCGUUGGGAGUCGGGAAGAAUUGGGAUCGGGGAGGGGAAGCGGGCAAGGAGGGGGAGAGAAUCGGGAUCGGGGAAAGGGGUUGAUCGCGAAUGGAAUUCGGGAUGGGAGUUGGAAUCGGUAUCGGGGGGGACGAGGCGGCGUCGGGAGUCGAGAGGAAUUGGGAUCGGGAAGGGGAGGAGGGCGAAGUCGAGAUCGGGCAAGGAGGGGGAGAGAAUCGCAAUCGGGGAAAGGGGUUGAUCGCGAACGGAAAUCGGGAUUGGGAAGGGAUGAGGAGAGGAAUUGGGAUCGGGAAGGGGAAGGGGUAAGCGGGACGGGAGGGCAAAGUCGAGAUCGGGCAAGGAGGGGGGGAGAAUCGGGAUCGGGGAAAGAGGUUGGCGUCGGUAUCUUAAGGGUGGGGAAGAAAGGGAGGAGGAAGAGGGAGAGGGAUCGGGACUAACGGGGGAAGUCGGGGUUGGAGGGAGGGAAAGAAUCGGGAUCAGAAAAAGGAAACGGCAUCGGGAUCGC
Molecule: messenger RNA, 2497 nt
Organism: Chara braunii
Lineage: Eukaryota; Viridiplantae; Streptophyta; Charophyceae; Charales; Characeae
Source: the annotation of a GenBank genome assembly